UCCUUGAAUGGAUGGGGAGGGAGGCAGGGCGAAAUCAUGACGAACCAUAUCUCGGAGGUGAUCCUGCGCGACGCCGCGGCCGAGGUGACGAUCAUGCGGUGCGCGUACUUCAUGGAGAACUGGGCGACGGCGGUGCAGGAGGUGCGGCACAAGGACCAUCCGUUUCUGGAGACGGUGAUCACGCCGGUGGAGUUUGAGGUGCCCAUGGUCGCGGUCAAAGACAUCGGCUACCACAGCGCGAAAUGCAUUCUGUCCACCGAGACGGACCGGGCAGGAUCAUCGCCGUAUGUGUUCGAGCUGCACGGGCCGCGCGAAUAUUCGUCCGUCGAUGUGCAGCGGGCAUUCGCCAAGGUGCUGGGCCGCGAGGUGGAGCUGCGCCCCGUCGCGAAGGAGGAUCUGACGGAGUACUUCGGGCGGUUCUUGCCGGAGACUGCCGUCGGGCCGUUCGUGGAGAUGACGCUGAGUUUCCUGCCGGGGGGCGUGAUGCAUAAGCAGUAUGAGCAGAGACACGAUGUGCGGGUGGUGCGGGGGGAGGUCGAGCUGGAGGAGGUCGUUGCGGGGCUGUUGGGCGAGGAGGGGAGGAAGUAUUUUGAUGAUGUGCGGUUGUAGGGUUUUGACGGCGGCGGAAAAUGGCUGGCGUAUGGUUUGAUGGUUGUUUUGUGAUGGUUUAUGCUGGACUCGCGUCUCUGAGACUGGGCGAGGAGAUGAGUUUGUCUGAGUGCUAUCCUGUACUGUACUUAUUUCCGUGGCGCGAUUGGCCCUACCCCUUUCCUUGCUUUGGUUCUUAUGCUCUGUCUGUCCCUGUAGUAUAUCUGCUAGCUAGUCGUGGGAUCAGAGUCGGAAUGCUUCUCAUUCAGAGCUAGAGCACGGAAACUUGAUGUCUUGUUGUUUUCUCUUCGAGAACAUGGGUAAAUAGGGCUUUCUAGAAGUUAUCCUAUGAUUCAACAAAAGCUUGACUGUUGGCCGCUGU
This is a messenger RNA of Aspergillus brunneoviolaceus CBS 621.78, 970 nucleotides long. RefSeq lists its product as uncharacterized. The transcript has 2 exons. The record is from RefSeq and is a predicted model, not a curated record. Lineage: Eukaryota; Fungi; Ascomycota; Eurotiomycetes; Eurotiales; Aspergillaceae. Bases 37 to 609 code for a protein of 190 amino acids.